AUGACAGACACCAACGCAGCCCCGGUGUCUACGGCCGAGGAUGAGUCCAACUCGGUCUUCAGUCACGAAGACGGCGGGUCAAGUGGUGAGGAUACAAAUCACCCAAACGGACCCGCCUCGUCUGGGAAGAAGAGGAAGAGAGAGAAGUAUCAGAAGACUUCAGUGGACGCUCUUCUUCAGACUUUAUGGCGACGAGUUGAAGACCACAUCGCGAAUGAUCACGGAGGACAAUCGCAAAUCUUAUCACCCACCGUCAGCAACCAUGCUUCCGUUCAAAUUGACGGGUUCGCUCAGGAUGCCGCCGGCCCCAGGCCUCCUGGAAUCUCCAGAGGGACACCAAUCCAGCAACCCAGACCCCUCGCUUUUUCGAGCCCUUCGUGGCAAGGCGGCGACGGCUCAGAGAACGCCCAACAAGGUGCUCCGUCGGUAACGUCUGCUCCUGGUCAAUCUCUGCUAUCCGGAGGUGCCGAAUCAUUCACGCCUCCAUCUCGACUGAACAGUGUACGCUCCGGAUCAACAUCACUCUCUGGAGGCACAGAUUUUCCCCCUCAGGAUAUAAUCUAUACGCUCGUUGACCUCUACUUCAAAAAUUGCAAUACCUGGUGUCCAAUUCUUGACCGCAAGACGACUUUUGGUACCUUUUUUGGGUCAACUUCUUUGAGCGAAGUCGACAGAAUACUGCUUCAUGCAAUUGUGGCAACGACUCUGCGGUUUCUGAAGGAUGCCCGACUUUCCUCAGCAAUGCGAUCCCACUAUCACGCCGUGUCAAAACAUAAAGUGAUGAUAUAUGCUAUGGAAAAUGUCAGCAUAGAAGCUCAGCGAGCUUUGGUCAUCCUGGCUUUGGACGAACUGGGAACAUCAAACGGCCCACGGGGGUGGAAUCUAUUGUCUAUUCUGGUGCAGAAUGUCCGACAACUGGAUCUCUGUGAAGAAAACAGCAUUUAUCUUUCUGUAGAUGCAGGAGAUAUACCGAGUACCGGGUCAAUCCGGAGGGUUGUCGUACCACAGCCAGACUCCUGGAUAGAGGAUGAAAGUCGCAGGCGACUCUGCUGGGUGGUAUAUCUGCUCGAUCGAUAUGCGACGAUUGCCACAACGACGUUUGAUUUCAUGCUAGAAGACUUCAAGAUGAAACGUGUUCUUCCUUGCUCAUAUGAUUUGUUUUCCAGAAACGUGCCUGUGGAGACAGGCUCGUUACGUACGAACUCCGACCAACAGGGAUGGACGGGAUACAUGGUCAAUAAGCCAGAGAAUCUGGGUAGCUUUUCUUAUCACUGCGAGGUCAUCAGGAUUAUUAGCAGGGUCCACGACUUCUUGAAAAAGCCAGUCGACGUUACCUCGUCAGCUGAAAUGACCGCGUGGCGCAACGCUUAUCGAUCUCUGGAUUCAGCCCUGGACAGCUGGCUCCAGAGUUUACCCAGCGAAUAUAGCAAAAUCUCAGCUUUAUGUCACUCGGAUCCGGCCAGUCGGGUAGCCAAUUGGUUUAUGUUGCAUAGUGCGUAUGUCACCGCCGUGGUACGCCUGCACUCGUCGGCUGCGUAUCCAACCGUUCGAUCUCAUAUAUUUGUGCCGUCGCAUUAUGCUAUGCAGAGAUGUCUAUCAGCGGUUCAGAGCUUGAGGGAUAUCACACAAGACGUUUUCGAGGCCAACGGUCUGGAUCUUGUUGGUCCCCCUUUUGCCUUUUCUCUCUGGAUUGCGGCUCGGCUACUCAUUGUUCAUGCCGCCACGGUUGGUUGUCCCGUGGAUCCCAAGAUUGACUUCUUCAUCGACAUUCUCGCAUAUGUUGGCCAGUAUUGGGAGGUUGCAAAUAACUACGCCAGAAUCCUCGCAAGGGUUGUGCAAAGAGAGCGACAAGGAGAGGCAAGCUUUAGCGCUAUGAGAAAGAGCGCCCAUGACUUGGUAAACCUGACAUCAAGCACACGCCCAACGGGGCUGGAUAAGACAUCAUCCCAUUCCGUUGCGCUGAGUGAGCUCGAUAAUAUCGAUGUCUUCGAUUUCUUCAACUAUCCGAAAAUCCCUAGCCUGGACUUUACAAGCCAGAACGGCCAGGCAGAAAUCUAUCAUGUACAUGGACUGGUGAAAAUGGGAAGCGAUCAAACAAGAGAUGGAGCGGCGCCCGAUCCUGACUCAGACUGGUUGGGGUAUUGA
Metarhizium brunneum ARSEF 3297 is the source of this 2145-nucleotide messenger RNA. Lineage: Eukaryota; Fungi; Ascomycota; Sordariomycetes; Hypocreales; Clavicipitaceae. The record is from RefSeq and is a predicted model, not a curated record.